AUGGAAUGGUUGGGUUCAGAAAGAUGGGUUUUUGAUUAUCUUGUUGUUCUGUUUUGCUGCUCAUCAUCAUCAGCAGCUCUACUGUGGUUGUUGUUGUGGAGGAGGAGGAAGAUGAUGAAUGAAAAAGUGGCGGGAAAAGGUGAUGGUGGUUAUGUUGUAGUGCCACGUGGGUCUUGUGGGUGGCCAUUGAUAGGCGAGACUUUUGAGUUCAUAGCAUCUGGCUUUACCUCCACGCCUCUCACCUUCAUGGACAAACGCAAAUCUCUAUAUGGAGAUGUGUUUAGAACACACAUCCUCGGCAAGGCAAUCAUUGUCUCGACUGAUUCUGAAGUCAACAAAAUGAUUUUGCAUAAUCAUGGGAAUAUUUUCAUCCCAAGCUAUCCUAAAACUAUAACCGAACUUCUCGGAAAGUCUUCAAUACUGCAAAUAAACGGGCCUUUGCAUAAGCGAGUGCAUUCCCUUAUCGGUGUUUUUCUCAAGUCACCCGAGUUCAAAUCCCGAAUCACUAGAGAUAUAGAGAAAACCGUUAAACUUUCCCUUUCCACUUGGUCGACCGAAAAAAGAUGCCAAGUUCACGUUCAAGACGAAACCAAAAUGAUUACAUUUGAGAUUCUUGUGAGAGUGCUAAUGAGCAUUGGUUGUGGUGAAGAAAUGGAGUUGCUGAAAAAAGAAUUCGGCGAGUUUAUCAAAGGACUAAUUUGUGUGCCCAUUAAGUUCCCUGGGACAAGGCUCUACAAGUCUUUGAAGGCAAAGAAGAAAUUACUGAAAAUAGUGAACAAAAUUGUGGAGGAGAGGAAAGCAGCUUUGAACAAAAAUAACGAAAAAUCGCAGCCGAGUGAUGCGAUUGAUGUGUUAUUAUGCAACUUUAAUGAAUUAUCCGACGAGACUCAGAAUCGACUCCCGUUGGAUUUUAUUAGUGGAAAUAUAGUUGAAAUGAUGAUUCCGGGUGAGGAGACGGUGCCAACUGCCAUGACCCUCGCAGUCAAAUUUCUCGUCGACACCCCUGCGGCCUUAGCCCACUUGGUGGAAGAAAACAUGGAGCUCAAGAAGAAAAAGGUUGUGUCAUGUGAAGAAUAUUCUUGGACUGAUUAUAUGUCAUUACCAUUCACCCAAAAUGUAAUUAGUGAAACUCUUCGACUCGCGAAUAUCAUAAAUGCUGUUUGGAGGAAAGCUCUCAAGGAUGUCAAAAUAAAAGGUUACUUAAUACCUAAAGGAUGGUGCGUGUUAGCAUCGUUCAGCUCAGUCCACAUGGAUGAAAAGAAUUACGAAAACCCGUACGAGUUUAACCCUUGGAGAUGGAAGGUGAGGCCCGUGUAA
This is a messenger RNA of Striga hermonthica, 1317 nucleotides long. NCBI's taxonomy places the organism in Eukaryota, Viridiplantae, Streptophyta, Magnoliopsida, Lamiales, Orobanchaceae. The record is from the annotation of a GenBank genome assembly.